Postia placenta MAD-698-R-SB12 is the source of this 780-nucleotide messenger RNA. RefSeq lists its product as hypothetical. Bases 1 to 780 code for a protein of 259 amino acids. The record is from RefSeq and is a predicted model, not a curated record. NCBI's taxonomy places the organism in Eukaryota, Fungi, Basidiomycota, Agaricomycetes, Polyporales, Adustoporiaceae. Gene Ontology annotation, molecular function: oxidoreductase activity. The transcript has 7 exons.
AUGCCCCUCCUCGGGCUGGGGGUGUACCAGAACGACGACUGCACGCCCGCAUGCCUCGCCGCGCUCCAGCACGGCUACAGGCACAUCGACUCGGCGCGCAUGUACCGCAACGAGGCGCAGGUGGGCGCGGCCGUGCGCCAGAGCGGCGUCCCCCGCGGGGAGGUCUUCGUCACCACGAAGAUCGCGCAGAACGAGCACGGGUACGACCGCACGCUGCGCGCCGUCGAUGAGUCGCUGCAGCGCUUCGGCUUCGAUUAUCUCGACCUGUACCUCAUCCACAGCCCCCUGUCCGGCACGGCGCUGCGCCUCGAGACGUGGAAGGCGCUCCUCAAGGCGAAGGAGGAUGGCAAAGUGCGCACGAUCGGUGUCUCCAACUACGGCGUGCACCACCUCGAAGAGAUCCGCGCGGCGGGCCUCGAGAAGCCCGCAAUCAAUCAGAUCGAGCUGCACCCAUUCUGCCAGCAGCGUCCGAUCGUCGCGUACUGCGAGAAGAACGGCAUCGUCGUGCAGGCAUACUGCCCGCUCGUGCGCGGGCGCUUCGGAGAUCCUGUGCUGCAGGAGGUCGCCGCAAAGUACCAGACGGACGUCGCGCAGGUGCUCGUGCGAUGGUCGCUCCAGCAUGGGUACAGCCCGCUGCCCAAGUCGGCGCAGCCCGCGCGCAUCGCGUCGAACGCGGACGUGUACGGCUUUGCGCUCGCCCCGGAGGACAUGGCGCCGCUGGACGCGCUGGACCAGGGCCGGGACGGCUCGGUCAGCUGGAACCCCGUCGACGCGCUGUGA